Populus euphratica (Euphrates poplar) is the source of this 1421-nucleotide messenger RNA. Its product is annotated as citrate-binding protein-like. The coding region runs from base 243 to 896 and encodes 217 amino acids. The transcript has 2 exons. The record is from RefSeq and is a predicted model, not a curated record. NCBI's taxonomy places the organism in Eukaryota, Viridiplantae, Streptophyta, Magnoliopsida, Malpighiales, Salicaceae.
CAUUGGAAGUAACUGGGCAGUUCCUGUUCGAGAAUUUUUUUAUUUUUAUUUGACAUUGGUCACAGGUAUAUUAUCUUUAGUUUUCAAUUGUAAGAAAAGACAUUCAUACAAGUCCAAGGUUUCAUUCUUAAUUCCUGAACUAAUUCAUUUCAAAUGUUCUUGCUGGCCUAUAAAUACCUGCUUUGAGCAUCUUGAAGCUCACACCAGUAUUCUAGCGAGAGUUGAGGAAAGGAGAAAUAAGAAUGGAAAGAUCUUACUCUCUUCUGCUUCUCUUUUUGGCCCUUGUCUCAUUAAAAAGCUUCAAUCUUCCAUGCAGUGCUGCUGAUCCUACAGAUGGUUUCACCCCAGUGCCAUUAACAGAAGCAAAUUUUGUGCUGCAGAAGCCAUAUAACGUACCGCUAAAUGAGCGAUACAGCUAUGAAGAUGGAGUGCGCCGUUUGUGGGUCUAUGCUACAGAUAAGCCACAUGACCCUAGUAGCAACACCCAACCAAGAACUGAAGUUCGCAUUAAAGGUCUUGACUAUUCAUCAGGAGUAUGGCAAUUUGAAGGCUAUGGCUUUGUGCCAAAUGGAACAUCAGGUGCGACAGUAGCACAGAUACAUGGUGCGUCUCAUGGAGCAACCACUUUGAUACUAAGGAUCUACGAUGGCAACAUGAGGUACUAUAGUGGAGACUUGGUGGCUACUGAUCUUUAUGACAAGUGGUUCAGGCUAAAUAUAAUCCAUGAUGUUGAUGGAGGUAGGGUGACUGUAUUCAUUGACGGUGAAGAGAGAUAUUCAACCCACGAUCAAGGGCCUGGCGAUCUAUACUUCAAAUGUGGAGUCUAUGCUGCGCCUCGCAAUAUAAGCUAUUACAUGGAAUCAAGGUGGAAAGAUAUCAAAAUAUAUAAGAAGUGAUAAUAUGUGUGGAUAUGGAAUAAGAUGGCUUUUGGCGUGGAAUAUAAUUGAGAUUUAAAGCAUCUCUCUACUUCUGUUUCUGUUAGCUCCGAAUACAUCACGACUCUCUCAAGUGAUUUUGAACAAAUCCGAAAUACCUUGAAAUGGUUUCGUGAUUUUGAACACUGCACCUAAGAAUCUACCAUUGAUAAGAGUGAUUAUAGGUUAAAACAUGAUCAGGUUGUGUUGCAGUUCAGUUCGAUGAACUAGAUGUUUCAAAAUAUCCUGUCAAAUACUGUAUUUAUCAAAGGGCGUUUCCUCACUCACCUGGCUUUGAUUUGCCACAAUAUGCAGCCAUAAAUUCAACCAAAAUUCAGCAACCCAAGUCUUUUUAUUUUUUAUUUUUAAUAGCAGGUCACACAGUAACAAAGUGUUGGCAAAGUAACCUUACAUGCAGCCCUCAAUACCAUACCAGCUACGAAUGGAAUGAAUGGAAUGUCAAAAACAAAUUAUGCUUUACUUGUAAAGGUCGAAAGAAAAUGGAAA